Messenger RNA from Gadus macrocephalus (Pacific cod), 2129 nucleotides. Its product is annotated as Y-box-binding protein 2-A-like. The record is from RefSeq and is a predicted model, not a curated record. The transcript is spliced from 9 exons. Gene Ontology annotation, cellular component: nucleus. NCBI's taxonomy places the organism in Eukaryota, Metazoa, Chordata, Actinopteri, Gadiformes, Gadidae. Gene Ontology annotation, biological process: regulation of gene expression. Gene Ontology annotation, molecular function: nucleic acid binding. Bases 86 to 1231 code for a protein of 381 amino acids.
GAACUCGUGGCUUCUAUAAAAAGCAAACGGUGGUUGCACGUCGGGUUUGGAGAGGAGUUAUAAAACAAACAAUUCUGAAUUGAUAAUGACUGACACCGAAGCGCAAAGCGCUUCUCCACCGGCACUGGUGGAAGAUAAUCCUCAACCUGAGAGAAAAAUCAUAGCAACGUUGGUCCAGGGCACAGUGAAAUGGUUCAAUGUGCGGAAUGGAUAUGGCUUCAUUAACAGAAAUGAUACCAAAGAGGACGUCUUUGUUCAUCAGACUGCCAUCAAGAAGAACAACCCGCGCAAGUUCCUCCGCAGCGUUGGAGACGGCGAAGUCGUAGAGUUUGACGUGAUCGAAGCGGCUAAGGUCAGAGUCGACGCUAGAGCAAAGGGCGGCUUCCAACCACCGACCCUAGAACAAUGGGCAUGUUCCACCACACCUAUCCAUGGGUCCGAGGCGGCCAACGUCACCGGCCCCGGCGGCGUUCCGGUGAAGGGCAGCCGCUACGCGCCCAACAAACGGCGCUUCAGACGCCGCUUCUUCCCGCGCAGCCCUAACCCGGACGACCCGGACAAGGGGACCGCGGAUCAGGACCUCCCGUCCGACGGCGAGGGCCGGCCUGAGAGUGAGGCGCCGCGCCCGGCCCCAAGGCGCCGCGGGCCCCGGAGACCCCGACAGGAGGGUGAGGCCGAGGGAGUGAGCGGUGAACCCGCCGACGGCGACCAGCAGAGACCACCGCGCCGCAGAUUCCGCCCCCCCUUCCGAAGGCAAUUCCGUCCCCGUCCGCCUGCGGCGCUUCAAGGGGAGGAGGAGGAGGAGGAGGAGGAGCCUGAGCGGCAGCAGGAGGAGCCUGAGGGGGGCGCCGAGGUGGUCCACACUGUAGGGGACGAGCAGCCGCUGGAUGUGAAGCCCCCGGAGCCCCCGGGAGACCCUCUGGGCGACGGGGAGCUGGCCGAGGGCCAAGGCCAGAGGCACCGGCGACAGUUCGGGCGUCGCAGGCAGAGGAACUCUGACUCCUCCGCCGCAUCUAAAAAUGGAACGGAGAAAUCUGCCUCCGAGCCCAGCACUCCUCCGCCUGUCUCCAAGCCGUCAGACCUCGCCACGCCUCCACCUGCCUCAAAGCCGUCGGACCUAAAGUCCUCGCCAAAGUCGCCAAAGUCUCCCAAGUCCUCGCCAAAGUCCUCUCCCAAAACCACAAAAUCCCUUGAGUCGCCUGCCAAAACGGUUCCCACGGCAACGGAAUGACUCCGGGGAGAGACUCCAGCGUCGCGGUGCCCAUGGACAGAGGUGGGGAGCACCGUGUUGGGUGCGUGCGAUUCUGAGUCUGGGGGUUAAUACGGCCGGUGCAAUGGGUCUCGCCUUAGCCAUCGCUCAUUGAUGAUGUUGUUUUAACCAAAAACUUGUUUUGUAUGGAAUUUAUAUAUACAUUUUCUUUUUUUUUACUGAAAAUGCAGGUGUGUACCUCUUCUGGUGGUCAGUGAGCCAUUUCCUUUAUUUAUUUUUUGUUUGGACGGUGUGGGCCUCGGCACUACUCUCUGGCCUUGUGUCCUGCUCUACGGGCUGGGACUGGGCCCACCGCCACCGCACCUGCACCACUUCCCCCCCCCCCCCCCCCCCCAUGUCCCCAAGCCCCGCCCCCUCCCCUCCGACUCCUCCCUCCCCGCCCCCCCUCCGCCCCACGAGUUGGUGUCCGGUGGGGGGGGGGGAGUCUGAGAAGGAGCAACGGAGGAUAAGACGGGAAUCGGGCCGUUUUUAUUUAGAAACCAAAGAAAUACUGAGAUCUUGAGUCAUUUAAUAAUCUGCUUGGUAGUGCUGGGAUAGCUUUGUCCUUUAUUCACCCCCACCCCCCCUCCCCCCCAACUCCAGGGUGGUUUUUCUUUCGAUGACUCAGAUGGGGGCACAGCCAGUAGUUUAAGUUUAAUUGAGGGGAAAGGCCGGCCCUUUGGGCGUGCUGGUGGCGUGGGUUCCUGUUCUGCCAUUGCUCUCCCGUCCGAACGCAAGCCCCUCCCCCUUGAUUUGUUUACGAAAUGGGUUGUUUAACUAAACCAUACGUUUUUUUACCAGUAUUUAUGUUUUGAAGUUAUUUUGAAGGGGAUGAGUGCAAUGUCAGUAACGAAAUAAAUCGUGUUUGCAAAAAAAUGUA